CGGGCGCGGCUCGGAAGCGGCGGGGCGGAAGCGGCCGCGGCGCCGCGGCGGGGGCGGAUGCGCGGGCGGGCGGCGGGGCCGCAGUGCCGGGGGCUCCGCGGGAGAGGCGGCCAGUACCCCAAGUCCGAACAUCAAAUAUGAUUCUUUGCCUGCUACACGAAACUCCUUAAGUACUGCUUUUGCCAUUCGGCCACAUGGCUUCAACUACAAUGCAACAAGCUUUAGAACUGGCAUUGGAUCGUGCUGAGUAUAUCAUUGAAAGUGCCCGUCAGCGACCUCCUAAAAGAAAAUAUUUAUCCAGCGGAAGAAAAUCUGUAUUUCAAAAACUUUAUGAUUUAUAUAUUGAAGAAUGUGAAAAAGAGCCUGAGAUAAAGAAGCUGAGGCGAAAUGUGAAUUUACUUGAGAAGCUGGUUAUGCAGGAGACAUUGUCAUGUCUGGUGGUAAACCUCUAUCCAGGAAAUGAGGGUUAUUCACUGAUGCUCAGGGGAAAAAAUGGUUCAGAUUCUGAGACCAUUCGUCUGCCUUAUGAGGAAGGAGAGCUGCUUGAAUAUUUGGAUGCAGAGGAACUACCACCUAUUUUGGUUGAUCUUUUGGAAAAAUCUCAGGUUAAUAUUUUCCAUUGUGGAUGUGUCAUAGCAGAAAUACGUGACUAUAGGCAGUCUGGUAACAUGAAAUCUCCAACCUACCAAAGCAAGCACAUUCUUUUGCGACCUACAAUGCAGACUUUAAUUUGUGAUGUGCAUUCUAUAACAAGUGACAACCACAAAUGGACACAGGAGGACAAACUCCUACUUGAGAGCCAACUUAUUUUGGCUACAGCAGAGCCUUUGUGUCUUGAUCCUUCAAUAGCAGUGACCUGUACUACAAACAGACUCCUGUACAACAAGCAGAAGAUGAACACUCGCCCCAUGAAACGGUGCUUCAAAAGGUACUCAAGGUCCUCUCUGAACAGACAGCAAGAAGUAGCUCACUACUCAACUCCACCUCAGCUCAGACUACUUGACUACUUACAGAAAAGGAAGGAGAGGAAAGCAGCCCAGCAGUAUGACCUCAAAAUUUCAAAAGCUGGAAAUUGCGUAGAUAUGUGGAAACAGAACCCUUGCUACUUGACUGCUCCUUCUGAAGUAGAUGUGGAAAAAUAUGCCAAAGUGGAAAAGUCUAUCAAGUCUGAUGACUCACAACCAACUGUCUGGCCAGCACACGAAAUGAAGGAUGAUUAUGUGUUUGAAUGUGAAGUUGGUAAUCAGCUUCAGAAAACAAAACUGACCAUUUUUCAGUCUCUUGGCAAUCCUUUGUACUAUGGUAAAAUUCAGACACUCAAAGGCGAUGAGGAAAAUGACAACCUAUUAACUCCGUCACAGUUCCUUAUUGGUUCGAAGACUGAUGCUGAAAGGGUGGUGAACCAGUACCAGGAAUUAGUGCAAAAUGAAGCUAAAUGUACUGUGAAAAUGUUUCAUAAUUCAAGUGGAUCAGUCAGUCAUCUUUCUCCAGGGAAGGAAAUGGAACAGCCAGAAAGUGUAUCAGGCUCUGUUCAGUCUUCAGUACUGGGGAAAGGUGUAAAACACCGACCUCCUCCUAUCAAAUUACCUUCAAGUUCAGGAAGUAGCUCUUCAGGUAAUAUUUUUAGUUCACAACAGUCAAGUGGCCAUCUAAAAUCCCCAACUCCACCUCCUCCUUCUAAGCCUGCUGGUCUUUCUCGGAAACAAUCCAUGGAUCUUAAUCAAGUUAGCAUGCUCUCUCCAGCUGCCAUGUCUCCUGCGAGCUCUUCACAAAGGUCUGGAACUCCUAAACCAUCUACUCCUACUCCAACCAACACCCCUUCAUCGACCCCACACCCUCCUGAUGCUCAGAGCUCAACUCCUAUUACCCCUUCUGCCACCCCUACUCCCCAAGAUUCAGGCUUCACCCCUCAGCCCACUUUGUUAACCCCGUUUGCUCAGCAGCAAAUGUCUCUGAGCCAGGCACUGCCUGUAAUGACCAUUCCUCUUUCCACCAUGGUAACGUCCAUUACUACAGGAACAGCCUCCACCCAGGUCAUGGCAAACCCUGCAGGACUUAACUUCAUCAAUGUAGUGGGCUCUGUGUGUGGAGCACAGUCACUGAUGAGUGGUUCAAACCCUAUGUUGGGGUGCAACACUGGUGCCAUAGCCCCUGCAGGUAUAAAUCUGAGUGGCAUUUUACCCCCAGGAGGUCUGGUACCAAGUGCGCUGCCCGCUGCAAUGCAAUCUGCCUCUCAAGCAGGCAGCCCAUUUGGUUUGAAAAAUACAUCAAAUCUUCGGCCCUUAAAUCUUCUACAGCUUCCAGGUAGUUCAUUUAUUUUUAACCCACUCCAGCAGCAGCUGUUACAGUUUUCUCCACAGCAACAGUCUCAGCAGCCUACAGCCUGUAGUCCUCAGCAGCAGGGAGAACAGGGGUCUGACCAAGGUCCAUCCAAUCAAGAUCAGGCAUUAUCUGCCCAACAAGCUGCUGUAAUUAACCUGACUGGAGUAGGGAAUUUUAUGCAACCUCAAGCCACAGCAGUUACGAUUCUUGCAGCAUCAAAUGGCUAUGGCAGCGGCAGCAGCACAAGCAGCUCACCUGCAUCAUCAACAGCAUUCAGGCAGCCACACAAAAAGUAAAAGGAAAAGAGGCACACCAACCCCUCCAAAAUCAUGAGACUUGCCUACCCCCCAAAAAAUUUAUCUGAAGGGGAUUUUUUUUUUCAGAUUAUUAAGGAAAAGGCUUAAAAUUAAAUUAAGUGUUUUAUAUUACUGGUGGGAAAAUGAACUUUUGACAUUACGCAAGAAAUGAACUGAUUUUGGAAGCCAACCUUACAGAACUUAGAAAUUGCAUCUAUAAAGCGACUAGGAUCUGGUUUCCUCAAGUCCCUUAAUUUUUUAACAGAAUGUUUUAUCUUGUAUUUUUUACCACUCAACAAGAUUGUAAAUAGAAUAAGGGUGAAAAACAUUUUAGAGAAAAUGAACUUUGUAAAUGUAGUAUUGGUAUUUGUUUAUUUAGUAAAAAAGGUUUGUGAACACUGUAACAAAUACAAUUUUUACAAAUCCA
Messenger RNA from Prinia subflava (tawny-flanked prinia), 3045 nucleotides. RefSeq names its product SPT20 homolog, SAGA complex component (gene SUPT20H). Gene Ontology annotation, cellular component: SAGA complex. The coding region runs from base 195 to 2618 and encodes 807 amino acids. The record is from RefSeq and is a predicted model, not a curated record. Lineage: Eukaryota; Metazoa; Chordata; Aves; Passeriformes; Cisticolidae. Gene Ontology annotation, biological process: regulation of transcription by RNA polymerase II. The transcript has 24 exons. Gene Ontology annotation, molecular function: transcription coregulator activity.